Schistocerca gregaria is the source of this 4334-nucleotide messenger RNA. Its product is annotated as 5'-3' exonuclease PLD3-like. Lineage: Eukaryota; Metazoa; Arthropoda; Insecta; Orthoptera; Acrididae. The transcript has 12 exons. Gene Ontology annotation, molecular function: catalytic activity. Bases 406 to 2019 code for a protein of 537 amino acids. The record is from RefSeq and is a predicted model, not a curated record.
AUAAUACAUUAAGAUAAUAAGAACGUGACGUUGUGUACUGUGAAAUAAGGUCGGAUGAAACUGCAUUGCGUAUAAGAAGAAAACAAAGUAAAAAAGAAAUCCAGCGCAUGCUGUUAGUACAAAAUGUACCUACUUUUUACGGAAAUCUUUGUGUAUAGGAGACCGUUCAUUCAACCUUUUUGAUAUUACAUUCUACUUUGCGCGAGGACAAUAGAAAAUAUGCACAUUCAUAUACAUCCGUAAUGCGCUGUUUCCUGUCGCCAGUUAUCGAUUACAGUGUCUUUGGUGCGUGGUGGGGGUCGUGUCUCGUUGCUUUAGUUGUUCAAGGCCCGUAGAGAUAAGGAAGCAGCUGAGAGCUGACAUUUGUUUGUUUAUCAGUGCUGAAGUGUCAGUUUACCCGUAAACAUGGUGCGUCCGGGAACGUAUUCACCGCUGAAAGAUAAAAAUAACAUUGCUCUCACGAAGAAAAUGAAGCCAGUGAUAGAAGAUGCUUCGAGUGUGGAUGCCAAUGGCCUGGAUGGAGGUUGCGACGAUGCUGUCGCAGAGGAGGGGGACCUUGAGCUGUGGGACUCUCGGUACAUGCUCCGCGGGGACCAGCACAGUGCGGAUGGAGCCUUUGGUAACUCCAGGUGGGGUCCCCGCGGUUGGUGCAGACCUUCCUGCAUUCCUAUCACCAUCAUCCUUAUCCUCAUAGUACUGGUUGUGCUGCUGCCUCUUCUAGACCACCAGAAUAAUCACCAUGGAAAAGGUAGCAGCUCAUCUAACUCGUCUGUCUGUGAAGACUCCUGUAGGUUCACUCUAGUGGAAAGUAUACCAGAAGGACUAACCUACCCUCCUGGUUCAACGCCUCACCCGUCUACAUAUCAAACUUGGAUGACAAUGAUAGAGAAUGCUGAAAAUUCAAUAGAAAUUGCCUCAUUUUACUGGACUUUAAGAGGAUCGGACAUCUAUAAACACCCUUCGGCAUGGCAGGGAGAAGAUGUGUUCAAAGCUCUAAUGGAAGCAGGUGCUAAUAGAAGUAUUACUCUGAGGAUUGCACAAAAUUUUCCAAAUCCAAAACAGCCAAACUUGGACACUGAAGAUCUCGUAAGGCAUGGAGCUGCUGAGGUGCGAAGUGUUAACUUCCCUCGUCUUGUGGGCGGUGGUGUGCUGCAUACUAAACUUUGGAUUGUGGACCGGAAACAUGUGUACAUAGGUAGUGCAAACAUGGACUGGAGAUCACUUACACAGGUGAAAGAGCUUGGUGCGGCAAUCUACAACUGCAGUUGCUUAGCUGCCGACUUUGGGAAGAUCUUUGAUAUAUACUGGUUCCUGGGUUUACCAGAUUCUGAAAUCCCUGGUGAAUGGCCUGACAUUUUUGACACUGCAUACAAUAUCUUUCAUCCAAUGAAUGUCCCAUUUAAUGGCACAGAGGCACUCACUUAUGUUGGAAGUUCACCACCCUCUUUCUGCCCAGAUGGUCGUUCAACAGAUUUGUUAACUAUUCAGGAAGUCAUCAGAACAGCUGAAAAAUUUAUUUAUAUUUCUGUUAUGGAUUAUCUUCCACUCAUCAUUUAUGAACCAAAAGUACAGCUGUGGCAAGUCAUCGAUGACACUCUGAGAGAAGCUGCAGUCAAUCGCCGUGUGGAGAUAAGGUUGCUGAUCAGUGAGUGGAACAGCACGAAGCCGUCAAUGGAUUACUUCCUGCGAUCUCUGGCUGCCAUUAGCGGCUCUUACCAUGGUGUUACUGUUAGAGUGAAACACUUCAAGGUUUCGAGUACUGCUGAGCAAGCCAAAAUACCAUUUGCAAGAGUGAAUCACAACAAGUAUAUGGUGACUGACAACACAGCCUAUAUUGGUACAUCAAACUGGUCUGGUGAUUACUUCACAAAAACUGGUGGUGUCGGGCUUGUUGUGAGAGACAAUGCCACCGAAGCCUCUUCACCUGAAUCAAAGAGCAGCAUCCGUGGGCAGCUUCAGGCAAUAUUUGAAAGAGACUGGAGUUCUCGUUAUUCAACUCCAAUUAAUUUGUCUGAUUAAAAGGCCUUUAAUAAGGUCAAACUGAUUCUUUCAGUAAUGGAGAAAAAUACGCUGCCAGCUUCCUUCCAGUGCUUCAGAAUGUGAUGAGCUGCAUCUUGCAUAAAAGCUUAUUUAUAUUUAUCAUCAGUGUUGCCAGAGUGCAAAUUUGGGUGAUCGUCUUUCAUUUUUACCGUAAACCAACAGACCUCAACAAAUUAUUACAGACAAAAGCUCUUAUUACUUUAUACCACUUAUUAGGAUAUCUGAAUAAUAUAAGUAUUCUAGUUGUUAGCAGUUUUGGCCAUCUCAUGUGGGUCACAGUACCUGCGUCUGUGUCUCAGUUGCAACGAAACCAAAAUGCAAGCUAUAAUGGCACUCCCCUUUGAUUAUGGUAGAAAUGUUAAGUGUUGAUAACAGUGAAGCAUUUGUGAUAUUUUAAGUGUUGCAUAUAGAGAGGGUGAGUGAGUGAGGUGAGGUGAGUGAGUGAGUGUGUGUGUGUGUGUGUGUGUGUGUGUGUGUGUGUGUGUGUGUGUGUGUGUGUGUGUGUUUGUGUGUUUGUGUGUUUGUGUGUUUGUGUGUUUGUGUUGGGAGACGGGGGUGCUUGAAUAAUUGAAGUUCACUUCACGCUGUGAGACUAUACAGGUUAAUCUUCCUGCUUUCCUCUAAAAAUUGCCAGAGAUCAGUACGUGUGUGUGUGUGUGUGUGUGUGUGACUUCUGUUUGGUGGGUGAGAGGAGGGAGGAGUUGGCUACCCUACCAUUGUUUCCUCUCAUUUUGUGUGUUGUUGAGUAGUAUUUUUUAAUGCCAGCCAUAGCUGUGAUACCUUUACAUUAUAAUAUUUUGUAUGUUGAGUGCCACUGUUUAUUGCAGUGGUGGUGGUGUUCUUUUUAUCAAACUGCUUACAAUUAACUGGUUUAUAUUGUAAGUACUAUGUUGUACAGUCAUAGUGGGAAUGAUGUACAUUACGUGUGUUUAUAUUUGAAAUUUUUAUUUUUUCCACAUUGUGUUGCUGCUGUGCAGCAAUUCACUUUGCACUUGAGUCAGAAGCAUAGUUAUAAUUAUUUCUGACUCUUUUACUGUGACCAGAAUUAGUAAUUAAUUAUACUUCCUUUUUAUAUUUUUAACACUAUUUCAUAAAAUAAGAAUAUGUAGACAACAUUUUGUUUAAAUUCAUAGAUAAUUUGCAUUGUGAAGGUAAAUAUACUGCCACUCUGCUUGCUUAUUAUGAGCAACUUUUACAGCCUGAUUCAAAAUGGUGUUCAAUAAAUUAUAGUGUGCUAAUGUGUGAUUACUUGUCAAUGUGACAAGUCCGUGUCUGAAAUUAUGCUCCACAAACCACGAUGAGCUUUUCUUAAUUUUCAUAUUAACGUUAUGGGUACUUUCUGGCAAUAUUGUGGGAAGUUCUUGUCUGUUUACUAAAUUUAUGGUGUCAUGGUGCUUCGUUGAAAUCAAUUUAAAGUCUUAUGUUUUAAAUAUGAACUUUCUGCUAAUUAUUGCUAUUAAUUAAACUAGGACUAAAGUGUAAUCCAUAUAUGUGGUAACCUUCAUUAACACUUCGAACGACAGAAUAAGGUUUUUUUCACAUAACGAUGAAAUACAUAAUUUCUGGGGAUAACAAUGUAUAACCCUUCUCAAUUUAUUAUGUAUUUUUAAAUCUACCAAUAGAUAUGGGUUCCAAAUAUUCGCCAAAGAAUCUGGGGAAGAAGAAUUGUUAUACAUGAUAAUUCAAGUUGUUUAGCAAUGGCAUAAGUUUGACACUGAAAAAUAAAUUUUAUUGCCUAGACUGUCUUAGCAGAUUGCAGUCACCCUGUAAGUUCAUUAGUGAUUAACAGGAAUUGACUUGUCAUACAACAAUGUAGUAAAUAAUAGGGAGCAAAAGCUUACUGUCAACUGAAUGGAACUAUGGAGGUGAUUGUGUAAGGUUGUCACAAGAAAGGAACAUUUGAUUCAUAUGACAGAAGUUUCAGAAAGGUAUUUGUGACAGCUCUCAAAAUGGAGAUCCUGUUUGUGAUUGAUGGAUUAAAUGGGAACAGUCAUGAAAAAGAUGGAGGUCAACAUUCAGAAACAGAGGAAAACCCAGUAGAAGAAACGUAAGAGGUGACAGUGAGUUCUGAAGGAAAGGGUGUAACGACCUUGCUUGCAUUAAACAGUUUAGUAAUAAUGUACUUCAUUGUUAAUACAGUAUGAAUUACUGAUUCCAAUUCUAAAUCAAGCAAGAGAGUGCAAUGGUGGACACUGUCAGCAUUUGGUAGCAACAAAAGUUUCCAUACGUGUACUAUAUCAUUUGAGGUAAAUGACAGAUGGUUCCUUUGAAAAGAACGUGGCUGAUUUCUUUCC